This is a messenger RNA of Quercus robur (English oak), 1491 nucleotides long. RefSeq names its product phosphatidylinositol/phosphatidylcholine transfer protein SFH2-like. The coding region runs from base 192 to 1205 and encodes 337 amino acids. NCBI's taxonomy places the organism in Eukaryota, Viridiplantae, Streptophyta, Magnoliopsida, Fagales, Fagaceae. The transcript has 11 exons. The record is from RefSeq and is a predicted model, not a curated record.
UUUUUUAAAAUUUUUAUUUCACAACUCUCUCUCUGUCUCUCUCUCUAAACUUGGAGCUCUUAAAAAGCUGAGAGAGACUGAGACACAGGUUGUGAGGCUGAGGAGCUCCAAACCCAGUUGGGUUUUCAAAAAACUCAUCUGAAAGAUUGUAUAUUUUCUACUAAUUCAGAUUUAGAAAGCAAAAACAGGAGAUGGGUAUUGCAAAUGAGGAGGCUGUGAAGGAGUUCCGGUCUUUAAUGGAAGAAAUAGAUGAGCCACUGAAGAACUCAUACAAGAAUAUGCACCAGGGUUAUCCAACAGAAACAUUGGUUCGGUUUCUCAAAGCCAGGGAAUGGAAUGUUGCCAAAGCACAUAAAAUGUUGGUUGAUUGUUUACAGUGGAGAGUACAGAAUGGAAUUGACAAUAUACUGUCGAAACCUAUCAUCCCUAUUGACUUGUACAGAGCAGUGCGAGAUUCUCACCUUCAAGGAUUUUCUGGUUACACAAAACAGGGCCUUCCAGUCAUUGCUAUUGGUCUUGGGCUCAGCACAUUUGACAAAGCAUCUGUAAAUUACUAUGUGCAGUCACACAUCCAGUUGAAUGAAUACAGAGAUCGUGUAGUUCUGCCUUCUGCAACAAAGAAGCAUGGACGACAUAUUGGUACCUGUCUGAAAAUCUUAGACAUGACCGGUUUAAAGCUUUCAGCGCUGAAUAACAUUAAGCUUUUGACUGCUAUAUCUACAAUUGAUGACUUGAACUAUCCUGAGAAGACAGAUACGUAUUAUAUUGUAAAUGCACCCUAUAUAUUUUCAGCAUGUUGGAAGGUUGUAAAGCCUCUUUUGCAAGAAAGAACAAGGCGGAAAAUCCAGGUUCUGCAAGGUUGUGGAAGAGAUGAGUUACUGAAGAUAAUGGAUUAUGGAUCACUCCCGCAUUUUUGUAGAAGAGAGGGCUCUGGAUCGUCCAAGCAUUAUAGAAAUGAGGGCACUGACAACUGUUUCUCAUUAGACCAUGAAUUCCAUCAACAACUCUAUGAUUAUAUCAAUCGGCAAGCUUUGUCUAAAGAGUCUACUUCACCAAUCAAACAGGGGUCAAUGCAUGUAGAUUUUCCGGAGCCAAACCCAGAAGACACCGAGAUCAUGAAGACCAUUCAAACUGAAUUCCACAAGUUAGGAAAUAAGAAUGGGCUUGCCAACUCACUGAAGGGCGUUAAAGUUAAUGGUGAUUGAAGAACACAAAUGUGACAAUUCCAGUCUACAUGACACUGAGACCCAAUUAUCAGAUGGCUACAAUGAGAGGCUGUACUUCAAUUAUCAGAUAACAAAUUCACUUGCAUUGGCUUGAUGCAGGGUUUUUUUUUUAAGUACAAAGCUAACCUGGUGUAGUUUGACCUUACCACCUUGGGGUGGAUGAUCAUAAUGAUAGAUCAUUAAUGUAGAAAGCUUGAGAACAAGUGUAAUCUUUUAUAAUUUAUGUUAAUUGCUUGAGUAAUCCAACUCAGCUUUCUUUUUGACC